Molecule: messenger RNA, 1071 nt
Organism: Aspergillus heteromorphus CBS 117.55
Lineage: Eukaryota; Fungi; Ascomycota; Eurotiomycetes; Eurotiales; Aspergillaceae
Gene: argB
Product: ornithine carbamoyltransferase
Exons: 1
Coding region: 1-1071 (356 amino acids)
Biological process (GO): L-citrulline biosynthetic process
Cellular component (GO): mitochondrion
Molecular function (GO): ornithine carbamoyltransferase activity; amino acid binding
Source: RefSeq, a predicted model, not a curated record
AUGGUCGCCGCCUGCCACAGGUCAGGCACGCGACAUGCUCUACGCCGCUACACGACCCAAACCACUCCCCCUACCUCCCCGUUCGCGCCUCGCCAUCUCCUCUCUAUCGCCGACCUAACGCCCACGGAAUUCGCGACCCUUGUGCGCAAUGCCUCUUCCCACAAACGCACUAUCAAGUCGGGGUCCAUCCCUCAGAACCUCUUCGGGGCGCUCAGUGCCAAAACCGUCGCGAUGAUGUUCAGCAAGCGCAGCACCCGCACCCGCAUAUCAACAGAAGGUGCUAUCACCCAAAUGGGGGGCCAUCCGAUGUUUCUGGGCAAAGAUGACAUUCAGCUGGGGGUGAACGAAUCGCUGUAUGACACGGCGGUGGUGGUCUCCUCGAUGGUGUCUUGCAUUGUGGCGCGGGUGGGCCCACAUGCCGAUGUCGCAGACCUGGCGAAACAUUCCUCGGUUCCGGUGAUCAACGCCCUGUGCGACUCGUUCCAUCCGCUGCAAGCGAUUGCGGAUUUCCAGACCGUGUAUGAGACAUUCUCGCCAAAGGCGCACGACCGGACGGGGUUGGGGCUAGAAGGGUUGAAGAUUGCUUGGGUGGGUGAUGCGAAUAAUGUCUUGUUCGAUAUGGCAAUUGCUGCCACUAAGAUGGGGGUGGAUGUCUCUGUGGCAACGCCCAGGGGCUAUGAGAUCCCCGCGGAUAUGUUGGACCUUAUUGGUCAGGCUGGAAAGGGUGCCAGGAAUCCGGGCAAGUUGCUACAAACCAAUGUGCCGGAGGAGGCAGUAAAGGGGGCGGAUAUACUGGUCACAGAUACCUGGGUGUCGAUGGGACAGGAGGCCGAGAAGAUCAAAAGGAUGAAGGAUUUUGAGGGAUUCCAGAUUACUCAAGAGUUGGCGAAGAGGGGUGGUGCAAAUGAUGGUUGGAAGUUUAUGCAUUGUUUGCCUCGCCAUCCGGAGGAGGUCAGUGAUGAGGUGUUUUAUGGGCAUCGGUCGUUGGUCUUCCCGGAGGCGGAGAACCGGCUAUGGGCUGCUAUUUCAGCAUUGGAAGGAUUUGUUGUUAACAAGGGAAAGAUUGAGUAA